Molecule: messenger RNA, 2004 nt
Organism: Aspergillus caelatus
Lineage: Eukaryota; Fungi; Ascomycota; Eurotiomycetes; Eurotiales; Aspergillaceae
Product: NIPSNAP family protein
Exons: 4
Coding region: 414-1448 (344 amino acids)
Cellular component (GO): mitochondrion
Source: RefSeq, a predicted model, not a curated record
CCUUCUUCCACCUCCCACCCUAUCAGCUCUUCCAUCUUCUGCUAUCCGUGUGUCACUUAAUUUACUAACUCUGCAACCUGUCACGAUCCGUGGGCAGUAUCCGGCAGCCAUCGUCUGGAUUUACUCUUCUCCGCCUGAUCAUCGCUGACGAACAACUAACUGCUCUCAUUUGAUUCGAGUCUAACUCCUGCAACACCUCCCUUUUUAACCGUUCGGCAAGCCAUCGCGUGUCGACAGCAACCUUACCCCUGUCUUUCGUCUGUGCUUCCCCAUUCUUCCCCUCUCUUAAAUCCCCUCUUGUGUUCUCUUCAUAGCUGUGUCGACUCGUCGUAUCGCUGUUGUCAACUCGGUUCGCUGCUAAACAACUGUUGUGGUUGUCCUGCUUUCGAAAGUUUCUUUUUUUUUUUUUUUUUAUGCUCGCACCACGCAUUUUCCGACCGGUGUCCUCACUGGUCCGGCCUUUGAGCUCCUCUGCUACUGCCUACCGCGCUCCCUCCAUUCGUGACAUCACCCCCACCUCAGCCGAGGAAUUUGCUGCGCGUCAGAAGGAGUUCCGCGAGAAUUUGGAGGUAGCUCGCAAAAAGAAAGAACAGCAAGAGAGUCAGUCUGUCGAUGCCUCUGCUUCUGCCUCUGCCUCAUCAUCCCCUGUGUCCCGUGAUCGCUUCCGAGAGGAACAUCAGCUAGAAGUCAAUCAAUUACCUAAGCGCGGUCCGUUGUCUUCGCUUAUCUACGGAACGAAGGAAGGCCAGCAACUCGACAAGGAUAUCGAACGGUCGUUCUCCCAAGUCCUUGCUCGCGGCAAAUACGUCCACUCGAUCGUCUUCCACGAGGUCAAGCCCGAUAGAGUAGACGAAUAUGUUGAUCUGGUAGGGCAGUGGUAUCCCCGCAUGGCCGGCACUGAGGAAAACAAGGUGAAUCUGGUGGGAAGCUGGCGGACGCAAGUGGGGGACAAUGACACUUUUGUCCAUAUCUGGGAAUACCAACGGUACGAGGGCUAUCAUGCGUCCCUCCACAACAUCUCCCGCCAUCCGGAAUUUCCUGAAUUUGACCGCAAGCUGAAGAGCUUGAUCAAGAGCAAGAAGACGUCACUGAUGCAGGAAUUCUCGUUCUGGCCAACGACCCCACCCCGACGACUGGGCGGCCUUUUCGAACUCCGAUCCUACACACUUCACCCCGGUAACCUCUUGGAGUGGGAAUCGCACUGGCGAACGGGCCUCAGGGCCCGGCGCGAAGUCAUGGAGGGAGUCGGUGCCUGGUUUGUUCAGAUUGGCGACUUGAACACUGUGCACCACCUCUGGCAAUUUGCGAACCUCGAAGAACGCAAGAUUUGCCGGGAGCAGUCAUGGGGUAUCGAAGGAUGGGCAGAGACGGUGCACAAGACUGUCCCUCUCAUCCAAAGCAUGCAGAGCCGGAUUCUGAUUCCUAUGCCAUGGAGCCCUGUUGGCUAAGUGCAUUGCACCCCAUAGUCCAGUCGAUUUGCGAUGACAGGUAAGGUCCUCGGGGAGCGCCCAGUGCACGGCAAAUACUCUGCCGAAGGAAACCAAGCAUCAAGGUUGUGGAUGGACCGAGAUCACUGGGGCGCAAAUACACUGCAUGGUUUGGAGAACAGAGUCCGCCGAUCUCUGGGGGACGAAUGUAACGGUUGCUCCAAGUUUCGGGCAUUAUUUACGGAGUACGGAAAGCUUGGUCGCUCCACUAUCCACUAUCGAAUUUCAACUAAAGCAGCCAUAGGACUCUUAGUGUAUCUAACCCGCACUAGCAUUAUCGUCAUUUCGUUUAUCUUUGUAUCUAGAAAUUGAUUUGAGAACAUUUGUUCCGCCAGUCUUUGCCCCAAGUUUCCAUGUGUCACAUUACUUCUUGCCCGAUGGACUUCAUAUGUUGCCUCGGGUUGCUACUAACAUGCUUUCCCUACCCCUCUUUUCUCUGCAAAUGAUGGACGACGAUCACGAAAGUGACCAUGCCCUGUGGGAUGCACAGCGGUCUUGGGAGAUGACCCGGUCCUCC